AUGUCGCCUUUCACUGUGGGUGACUAUCUCGCAGAGAGGAUUGCCCAACUCGAUGUUCAUCAUCACUUCAUUGUUCCAGGAGAUUACAACCUUGUUCUUCUCGAUAAACUUGAAGCGCAUCCGUCCUUGACAGAGAUUGGGUGCACCAAUGAACUCAACUGCUCCCUUGCCGCCGAAGGCUACGCCCGUGGCCAUGGAGUUGGUGUCUGCAUCGUGACCUACAGUGUUGGCGCCUUCUCGGCCUUCAAUGGCGUAGGCAGUGCUUACGCUGAGAACCUGCCUGUCAUACUCAUCAGCGGAUCUCCAAAUACCAAUGACGUGAGCCAUCAUAUACUACAUCAUACCCUGGGAGAAUAUGAUACGACGUAUCAACUUGAGAUGGCUAAAAAGAUCACUUGCUGCGCUGUUCGCAUUCGUCAAGCCUCCCAUGCCCCCGGGCUGAUUGACCAAGCUAUUCGAGCUGCCCUUGCACACCGAAAGCCCGUCUACAUCGAAGUGCCAACUAACUUGGCUGGAGAAACUUGUCUCCGUCCUGGACCCAUCAGCUCUGUAGUCUCGGCUGUGUCAAGCGAUCGGCACUCACUAGACGUUGCUGUGGCCAAGGCAUCCGAGUUUAUCAGCUCCUGGCAGAAGUGCGUCAUUCUCGCCGGGCCAAUGGUUCGAAGGGCCAUGGCACAAGACGCACUGCGUCAGUUGGCGGACGCAAUUGGAUGUGCUGUUGUGCUACAGCCCGCUGCAAAGGGCACAUUCCCUGAAGAUCACGCUCAAUUCGCCGGCAUCUUUUGA
Fusarium musae is the source of this 786-nucleotide messenger RNA. RefSeq lists its product as uncharacterized. The transcript has a single exon. NCBI's taxonomy places the organism in Eukaryota, Fungi, Ascomycota, Sordariomycetes, Hypocreales, Nectriaceae. Gene Ontology annotation, molecular function: magnesium ion binding; carboxy-lyase activity; thiamine pyrophosphate binding. The record is from RefSeq and is a predicted model, not a curated record. Bases 1 to 786 code for a protein of 261 amino acids.